Messenger RNA from Paramecium sonneborni, 1165 nucleotides. The record is from the annotation of a GenBank genome assembly. NCBI's taxonomy places the organism in Eukaryota, Ciliophora, Oligohymenophorea, Peniculida, Parameciidae.
AUUUAAUUUAUGUCAGCAACAAAAAUAUAUUACGUACCUGAACCUUUGAAACCUUCACCUAAUUAUAGAGAAAUUGUCAAGUAGUGAAAAGAAUUUAUAUAGAAAAUUAGUAGAUUCUAGACAAGAAGAUAAAUAAAAAAUUGAUGAGUAUUUAGAUCAUUUUUAACCAACGAUUGAUGAAACAAGAGAGAAACAAGAUUAGUAUUUAGGCAAAAGGUGUUUUUUCUAAUUUAUUAUUUCAGAUAUCGAUCAAUUAUGUAAGCUCUUGAGCGGGCAAAGAAUAAUUUAAUCAAGUAUAAUUUAUCUUUGUUGGAAUUACAAGAUAAAAUUGAAAAAAGUGUAGAAAUAAGAAAAGUACUUGAAGAUGUUAAUAACUAUAAAACCUAUAGUGAAGCAUUAACAGAGAAUAUUAAUAAGUUAUAAUACUAAAUUUCAGAACAUACUAAAAAAUGCAAAAAUCUUAAAAAAGUUAUUGAGUAUAAACAUGCCGCACUAAAUAAAUAAAAUUCAAAGAAUCUUGUACUUUUAAGAGAAAUUAAUGCUGCCAGACAUCAAUAGAAAAAAUAAAAGAAGACUUCAGAUACUUAAAGAAGUUAAUAAUAAACUACAUUCUAUCCAUAAAAACCAUUAAGUCAAUCUAGUUAAAAGUAAGAAUAAUUUACUGAUCCUUAAAUUACUUAAAUCAAAUAUGAAAAUUAAUAAAUGAGAUAUCAAUUAACUUCCUAUAGAAAUAAUAAAUAUUUAAAGAUGGAAUUAUUUAAUGAAUGUAUGGAAGCGUAUAAAAGGUAUGAUAUAAUAUUCAAUUUAUAGAUAUUUUUCUAAAUCUUAAAAAGUAGUGAAGAAUUCAGGGUUAUAACACUCUUUAUUUUUUUAUAUUUAAAAAGCAUAAUUCUCAUUAUAGGAUAAUGCUGCAAAUAAUAGAUAUAAUCAUAAGAAUUUAAAGAGUGUAAUGGCAGGAAGAUAAAUUAGAAAUCUAGUUCAUGAUACUCUUAAAUAAAUGGCAGAAGAUAAAUAAAAUAAAAAAAAUCCAUCCUUUGAUAAUUUGUAAUUAGAAUGGGAAAUUUAUAAAGACUAUAGUGCAAUGUAAAUUGUAGCUUUAAUGUGUUUAAAACCUAAAAUAUUUACUGAGUUGUCUUAAAUUUUUUAACAAGAAGUUUUACAUUGA